UGCGUCGACGCACAAGGUUCGAGCCGAGGCCGUUUCCGCUUCCGGCCGAAGUUGCGGGAAGAUGGCGGCGGCCGUAACAACGCGGGCACUGAGGGUCUCCUUCAGGCGGCUGGUGUCCGCGUGCAGCGGCAGCGUCCUGAGAGGGUCAGGGCCCGGAGCAGCUUCCCUGGGGUCUGCUUCCCGAAGGUUCGGUUCGCAGAGCACCGCAGUUCCAGAAGGAUACGUUCCUGCAACAUCGCUGAGUUCACCACCUUGGCCAGAAGUUGUCCUGCCAGACCCCGCUGUGGAGACCAGACGCCAUGCAGAGGUCGUGGGGAAGGUGAACGAGCUGAUUGCCACGGGCCAGUAUGGCCGGCUCUUUGCUGUGGUCCACUUCGCAAGCCAGCAGUGGAAAGUGACUUCUGAGGACCUGAUUUUAAUCAACAACAAAUUAGACAUCGCGUGUGGUGAGAGAAUACGGCUGGAGAAGGUCCUGCUGGUCGGAGCUGACAACUUCACGUUGCUCGGCAAGCCGCUCCUCGGAAAGGAUCUCGUUCGUGUAGAGGCCACAGUCAUUGAAAAGACAGAAUCAUGGCCAAAAAUCAAUAUGAAAUUUAAGAAAAGGAAAAACUACAAGAGGAAAAAAGGUAAGUUAGAGAAAGCGUGGCAGGUGUCAUGUCCCCACCCUGCUCCGUCGGAUGGUCCUGCGGCUGUUAGGGGUCCGGGGCCACUGGGAUGCGCCAGCCACAGACAUGGGGGAGAGAGCUCUGCCCCAGUACUCUGGGUCCAGUGUGGAGGGGCAGAUGGAGGCCCGUCUUAACCAAGCCAGAGGUGUGGAGGGAGAGGGCCCCGGGAGCUUCAGGCCCUUGCCACAGCCUGACGCAGCUUGCCCGGGAGACGCGGACGCAGACACCAGAGGCAGCAGUCACGUCCCACACAGACUGGACAGAGAAACGGGACGUGGCGGUUGGCAGGGGGUCUUCUCAGCACAACGUCACCCAGAGAACGGGAACGAAUCUUGGAGCAACACCCGACCUUGUGCCUCCGGGCACAUAUGUCCGUCCACACACGCUCGUACCCACACGUGUGUGUGACGGAACAUGGGAGAGCGAGGAGAGGGAGCCCUCCAGGGGAGCAGGGGGGCCGGAAGAUGGGGCCUGUUGGUUGAUAGAGAAGGGAGAGCCAGAGGGGCCUGGGGGGCCGGGGUGGGGAGCGUGGGCUUCGGUGCAUGCACGGUGUGGGGACGCCUCGGACGGCAGCUUGGCUGUCUGCAGGGCCGUCCCCGCAGGAGCUUCUGCUGGAAGUCACCUUGUGGAGGCUGCUCAAGGCUGGGCUCGUGGGCUGCAGUGGCUUGUCUGGGGAAACCUGUAGCCCUCACAGUCCUUGGUCACCACGGGAACUGCUGGCCUGAGCUACCAGUAGUGGGGAGUUAGUAAAAUACCCUGACACCGUGGGGUGGCCUUUACCACAGGUCAGGUCCACAGGAGCCUCUCCUCUGCCCUCUGUCGCCCCUAGGCAGACCGGGGGUCUCACCGCACUCCGGGGGAAGGAGGGCCGGGCUGCUCCCAGCCUCCGAGGCCCCGGGUCUUAGAGCCUGUGCUGCUUCUGAUGGGGGCUCACGGAGCACGGGGGGUCCCUCAGGAGGCCCUCAUGGCACGUGGCCAGCAGGGCCCACACGGGGUCUGGGUGCCACCUGGGGAGGGCUGGUGCCAGGCUGACCUGCACUCACUCGCAAAGAGCAGGUGGUCCGGCAGCAGGGUCUCACCACAGCUCGUGAGCACG
Enhydra lutris kenyoni (northern sea otter) is the source of this 1761-nucleotide messenger RNA. RefSeq names its product mitochondrial ribosomal protein L21 (gene MRPL21). The record is from RefSeq and is a predicted model, not a curated record. The transcript has 6 exons. Gene Ontology annotation, cellular component: mitochondrial large ribosomal subunit; ribosome. The coding region runs from base 62 to 799 and encodes 245 amino acids. Gene Ontology annotation, molecular function: structural constituent of ribosome; RNA binding. NCBI's taxonomy places the organism in Eukaryota, Metazoa, Chordata, Mammalia, Carnivora, Mustelidae. Gene Ontology annotation, biological process: translation.